AGGGUCUCCGCACUGAAGAUGAUUUUUGACUACAGCGGUCGACAGGUUGCAUGCAGUUCCCAGCAACGGCGCUUCUACGACGGUAGGCAGUGAACCUGUUGUGGGUGACGAAUAGGCGCAGUAUAGAAGCCCACGAAGUCACUCUGAAAAUGGGUCGUGCUACCAAGGAUAAACGAGAUGUUUAUUACCGGCUAGCUAAGGAAGAAGGCUGGAGGGCUCGGAGCGCAUUCAAACUUCUACAGAUCAACGAACAAUUUAAGAUAUUCGAUGGCGUGAAGCGAGUCGUAGAUCUUUGCGCUGCGCCCGGCUCAUGGAGUCAGGUUCUCUGUCGAAAACUGCACCAGGCUAAUCCAGGUCGAGAAAAUGAGGUUAAAAUCGUCGCUGUUGAUCUUCAGGAAAUGGCGCCACUUGAAGGCGUUAUACAACUUCAGGGUGACAUUACAAAGAAGGAUACGGCCGAACAGAUUGUGAACCUGUUCGAGGGAGGACAUGCCGAUCUGGUUGUCUGUGACGGUGCGCCCGACGUCACUGGAUUCCAUGAUAUGGACGAAUAUAUUCAAGGACAACUUCUUGUUGCUGCACUGAACAUAACGACGCACAUAUUGAAGCAAGACGGGGACUUCGUGGCGAAGAUUUUCCGUGGCCGAGAUGUGACCUUUCUGAUUUCGCGACUCCAGCUAUUCUUUGAGCGCGUGGUUGUCGCAAAGCCAACAUCGUCGCGCAACUCGUCUAUUGAAUCCUUCGUCGUCUGUCUUAACUAUAACCCACCUAAGGAUUACGUACCACACAUGUACAACCCAUUCCUCGAUGGGAAUUUCGCUAGCAUAGAAUCAAUGCCCGAAGCGAAUCGAAGAAUUGUGCCAUUUGUCGUUUGCGGAGAUCUCGAAGGUCACCCACCCAUCGAUUCUGAUCGAACCUAUUCUCUUGAUGAGGCGUACGUGUAUACCCGUCCGACACAACCGCCCAUCAAUCCACCGUACAAGGAGGCGAAACAGAUGAAAAGCGAAGAUCGCCUGGCAAAAGCUGAGACCAGUAUCUCUAGUAGAGGAAAAUCGCUCUCGUCUGCUGAAGUGACAACUGUCAACGACGUGGAAUCGAUGCAGGUGGGCAACUCAUCUUCGGAAUCACCGUCGUCGUCUUUGUCACCCGAAGACCUAGAAAAGGAUAUGGUAUGGCAAGUUCAUACGAAUUUGACAGAUCUGCCCACCAGAUCUCCUCAGCCAACAAUAAGCGGCAGAGGAGAAGGGCGUACGGCAGAGAACAACGGACAAUCUUCCGCAAGCAGAAACCCGAGCAUCGUAGAGGAUUCUGACAGAUAAGAUUUGAGCCUUGUCGUUAACGUGCAGGCAAUAAUUUGUUGCAGCAUUUAAAAAAGCUCAAGUGUUAUUGCUUAUAGAUGCAGGAAAAUUGCGCACCUCGAAAGAUGGAAAAAAUAAUGACAUGGACAUCUUCGCAGUUCUUAUCUUUUAUUGGUUAUGAUGGUGAACGCAUUUAGAAUAAUGUAUCAUUAUUGUUGUUAUGUAGUGCUAGCUAUGUAAAUAUAUUUACAACUCUACGAUUGCUGAGUUUCUUGUUGGCUUAUUUCACAGUGGAGACCUAUAGCUUAUAUCGCCGUUAUAUUGAUAAAUCCAUACCACUCGGUUCUUUAAUUAUCCUCACUCUCAUAGCCAUUUCUCAGUUUAAACAAAGACUACCUGUGUUAGAAAUGUUUGUAAACAUGAUUAGUGGUAGAUCUAUAAUAAAUGAAUCGAUCAAAGAAUGUGUACUGUUA
Molecule: messenger RNA, 1771 nt
Organism: Varroa destructor (honeybee mite)
Lineage: Eukaryota; Metazoa; Arthropoda; Arachnida; Mesostigmata; Varroidae
Gene: Trm7-32
Product: tRNA methyltransferase 7-32
Biological process (GO): tRNA methylation; cytoplasmic translation
Cellular component (GO): cytoplasm
Molecular function (GO): tRNA methyltransferase activity
Source: RefSeq, a predicted model, not a curated record